Vespa mandarinia (Asian giant hornet) is the source of this 2292-nucleotide messenger RNA. Its product is annotated as transmembrane channel-like protein 7. Lineage: Eukaryota; Metazoa; Arthropoda; Insecta; Hymenoptera; Vespidae. Gene Ontology annotation, molecular function: mechanosensitive monoatomic ion channel activity. Gene Ontology annotation, cellular component: plasma membrane. The record is from RefSeq and is a predicted model, not a curated record.
CAUUCCACAUAUCUAUCACAAUGGAAAAAAUUCAUAUCUGACACUUAUCUUAACAUCAUAACCAACAUUAAUAUCUUUAAAGAAGAUCUGUCAUAAACAUUUAUUAUUAAACACAGCAGAAUUAAUAAAAAAUAUGGAUUCAGAUGUGAAUAAUGAUAAUAACCCAACGAUGGAUAUUACAGAAUUGCAUAAUACUUUAGACACGCAAGAUUAUGUACAACAAAGUUCAUCACGAUUUCCAUUACGGCCUGAUGAAGAUAAUAUCCUGAAAGAUUUAGAUUCUGUAAUCCCAUAUGCAACUUGUCAUACGAGAAGAUCCACAAAAAUAUCAUUUAAAGAUCAUGCAGAAACUAUUGUAUCUCGUUUACAAUGCAGCAAACGACUCAUACAAGACGAUUUAACUGCUGAACAACUUAGAAUAGAUAUCUUAAAAUCUAUGCCACAAUGUUUAACAGUAAGAAGAUUGGUAAAGUCUAAAUUACACACAGUCCAACAGAGAUCAAAAAAGAAAUCUAUUAGCUACUGGAAAAGAUUGAAAUAUAAAAUCAGUUUCAGUUUCCGAAAGAUACAUGUAAUAAUUCAAGAUAUUGGGCAGAGUAUGGAAAUUUGGUACCAUAUCAUAAAAUCAAUAGAAGGUCAGUUUGGAAGUGGAGUAGCUGUUUAUUUCAAGUUUUUAAGAUGGCUAAUUCUUUUAAAUAUUAUUUUUUCUCUCAUGAGCAUUAUUUUUAUUGUUCUUCCACAAUCUUUGGAUCAAGUAUAUUUGCCUUCAUCUAUUAAUGUUUUGGAUUUUGUAACAGGCAGUGGAUUUUUUGAAAAUACGAUAAUGUAUUAUGGAUUCUAUAAUAAUGGUACAGUGGAAAAAAUGGUUAACAGUACAUAUAAUAUUCCUUUCGCUUAUUUUAUUACAUUACUUUGUGCUUAUAUAUUUACAUUCAUUGUACUUUCUGUUAAAGUAGUGUUAUCUUAUCGGAAACGUUAUAUUGAAAUUCGUGAGAAAGUACAGUAUUUCUAUUGUAACAAAGUAUUUUGUGGAUGGGACUUUGCUAUAUCCUCUACGAAAGCUGCAACUUUACAAUCUAUAUCAAUUUAUAGAGAAUUACAAGAACUUUUAGCAGAAACAGAAAAGCAUUCACGACAAAAUUGUCUUAUAACAUUUUGUGUUAUGUUUGUACGUAUAAUAAUUUCUAUAAUCACUUUUUUUAUGAUAUGUGGGACUAGUGCAAUAUUAUGGGUAUUAUUAAAUAUACAUGAAACGGAUAAAUCGAAGACAUCAGUAAUGAUUGUACCUGUGGUUAUAACAAUUAUUAUGAAUAUAUUUUCAAUAAUUAUCUCUUGCUUAGCACAAGUUGAAAGAUAUAACAGUAAACGCACUGAACUGUAUGUAACUGUAAUUAGAAUUCAUGCAUUAGCUGCUAUAGUAAUUAGUACCCUUCUUGCUUUUUGGCUAAUACAUAGCACAGAUGGCUGUUGGCAAACAGAAUUAGGAAAGGAAAUUUAUCGACUUAUAUUUUUAGAUUUUAUUAUCUCUGUUUUUAUUUUAUAUGUAAUUGAGGCAGUACGUUCUAUUAUAUAUUUAACAGUUUGGAAAGGAAUCGGAAGAACAAAAUUUAAUAUUGCUCGUAGUACAUUAAACCUUAUUUAUAAUCAAAUGCUUUUUUGGUUAGGUUGUUAUUUUAGUCCAUUAUUAUCCGUAAUAAUCAUUGUAAAAAUGAUUUUAACUUUUUAUGCAAAAAAGCAUAGCUUAUUAAACUAUUGUGAGCCAUCUUCAAGACCUUGGAGAGCAGCACAAACACAGACUCUUUUUUUAGCUCUUUCAUUCAUUGGAAUAAUUAGUGUAUUGAUUAUGGUAGGAUAUAUCAUUACAAAUGUACGAAGUGAUGAAUGUGGGCCUUUUAAAGGACAUAACUAUACUUGGGAAUAUGUAGUUGAUGGUGUCCUUGAACUAAAAAGGGAUAGUGAUUUUUGGCUACUUAUAAGUGAGCUUGCAAGACCAUCAAUUGGAGCAGCUGUAUUGAUUGCAAUGAGUGUUGGAGUCUAUUGGCUUAGAGCUAAAGCACAAGCAAAUAAGGAAAUGUUGACAAUUUUGCAAGAUAUGCUCUUUUUACAUGCACGAGAUAAGCAAUUUCUUUUUGCUAAAAUUACUAAUGCAGGUAAAAUUUAUAGACGAAGUCAUUUAAGAUCUUUUAAGUGUUAUAUUACUGAUGAAACAAAAAACUUUAUCAAAUGAAAGAGAAUAAAUAUCAUUCAGGAAAUGUGGAUAAAAUAUUUUACAAAUUACGAAUUAAAAUAAGA